Rotaria sp. Silwood1 is the source of this 2697-nucleotide messenger RNA. Lineage: Eukaryota; Metazoa; Rotifera; Eurotatoria; Philodinida; Philodinidae. The record is from the annotation of a GenBank genome assembly.
AUGACAGAUCUUGAUAGUACACAAAUCUUAACAGCUGAUGAAAGUCUUAAUGAAAAUUCAUCAACAAAUGAUACUAAAGCUUAUUUAAAAAUUCUUAAUGGUACUGAUUCAAAUACAUAUGAAAUAAAUAAAGAAACAAUUAUUGGUCGUUCAAAUCCAUCAGAUAUAAUUAUUACUGCUCCGUCACUUUCAAAACAACAUGCAAAAAUAACAAUAAAUAAUGGACAAUAUUUUAUAACUGAUCUCGAUAGUAGUAAUAAAACAUUUCAUAAUAAAAUUCAACUUCAACCAAAUGUUUGUUAUGCAUUACAUAAUAAUGAUGAAAUUAAAUUUGGUGAUAUUAUUUGUUUAUUUCAAGAACAGAAACAAACUAAUAUUUCAAAUGAAAUAAAAAUUAAUUUAAAUUUACCAACACAAACAAUUACUAAAGAAUCAAUUAAAGUUUGGAAUAAUAAUAAUACUAAUGAUGAUAAUGUUGAUAUAAUACCAAAACAAAAUGGUAUAAAUGAAUCAUCAUCAAUAAUAUCAAAUGAUGAUAAUAAUCUUAUAAUUGGUUCAACAACAAAUUCAAUAAUAAUUGAAACAAAAAAUUUAAAUAAUGAUGAACAACCUGAAAUGAUAUCAUCACCACAAAUACAAAAAAAUGUUUUAAAUGAACAAAUAAAACUGACAGAAAUGGAUGAAACAUCUUCACCAACUAAUCAAUCAACAAUAAUUGAUACUUCACCAAUUGAUAUAUUAACUAGUGAAAAUAUUCAACAAACAGAUAUGGAUGGAUCUGAAUCAUUAAAACAAAUUGAAAAUUCUAAUGAACAACUUGAUGAUGUUGAUAAUAUAACAGAUGAUUUAUCAUCUAAAGAUAUAAAUAAACAAGAAUUUGUUAAAGAUAAUCCAUCUGAUGAACAAAUGGAGACAGAUCAAACAAUAGAAUCUCCAUCAAUGGUUAUUGAUGAUAAACAACAAGAUAAUAAUAAUGAAAUGGAAGAUGAAAUUGCAUCAACAACAAAUACUGAUGUUAUGAAUAUUGAUGAAACAGAAAAAAUAAAUACAGAAAUUCCAACAACUAUUAUGGAAGCAGAAGAAGAACCAGUUGUAGAUAUAAAAAAAUCUUCAGAAGCAUCACCUAUGGAACCUGAAAAAAAGACUGAUGAAUCUACUCUUGAAGAAGUUCCAUUAUCUAUUGCUGAUGUUGAAGAAGAAGAAUCAGCUAUAAGUACUACUCGUGGUGUUGCACGAAAAACUGUUCGUCGUGCUCGAAGUCGUCGUGGUGGAACAACAACACGAGUUCGUGUUAUUAGUACACGUUUACAUGGUGGACGUCAUCAUCCAAUAUUACCAUCAUCAACUAUUGAUAAUCAAAUAAAUAAUACAACAUUAACUGAAACAGAAGAAUCACCAAAAAAAAUAAAUAUAACACCUGAAAUAAAAUCAAAAACACCACAAAAGACUGAAAUUAUUACUUCAAUUGAACAAUCUAAUCAAACAAAUACUCCUUCAAAUAUUCGAGUUUCAGCUCGAAUUAAAGAACGUACAUCAAGUGGUAGAAAUCGUCAAUAUCCUUAUACAGAUGAUUAUGUUGAUUUAGAUGAUCUUGAAAAACAAUCAAAAACACAGGCAACAACAACAACAACAACAACUAAUCGUAAAUCAAAUCGUGGACGUUCUUCAACAACAACACAAAAACAAAUUAGUCUUCGACAACAACCAAUUGAUACAGUGGAAAGUUUAGAACAAAAAACUACUAAAAAUAUUUAUGAACAAAUUGAUACUAUUACUGAAAAUAAAGAAAUAUUAUCAAAAACUUCUGGUCGAAAAAGAAAAAGUGCUACACCUGUAACAACAGUUGUUACUAAACGAAGUCGUCCAGCAACACCACAAACAGUACCGACAAUGCGCACUCGUCGUCAACAACCUGCUAUUGUUGAAGUCUCUCCAACAGUUACGAAAUCUAAUAGACGUACAGCAGGUGAACAACAACAACAAACAACUACUACUAAUGCAACACCAAAACGUGGUCGAAAAUCAACAAUAUCAAAUGAAAAAUUAUCAGAAAAAACAAAUUCAACUACUGAUCGACCUGUUCGUAUUGCUCUAAGCAGUCAUUUGAAUUUUGAUCAAAAUUAUAUUGAUACAUUACGUAAAUUAGGUUUUGAAAUAAUGGAUGAAUCAUGUCAAGUUGAUGCUCUUGUUGUUGAUCGUAUAAGACGUACAAAAAAAUUUUUUAUGUGUCUUGCACGUGGUGCACAUAUAUUAUCACCACAAUGGAUUGAAACAAUGAUAAAAGAAAAUCAUUAUAUACCAUAUGAUAAAUAUUAUUUAGAAGAUAAAAAUGCUGAAACACGUUAUGGUUUUCAAUUACGUGAAAGUGUUCGUUUAGCUAAACAAGGUCUUAUAUUUAAAAAUUAUAAAUUUUUUUGUACAAAAGAUACAUCACCACCAUAUGAUGAUUUAAAAGAUAUAAUUGAAGCUGCUGGUGGUAAAUUAAUUGAAAAAUUAAAUAUAAAUAAACCAGGAAAAGAUAUUAUUUGUAUUGUUGCACAAAUACAUAAAAAUCAAUAUGAAGAUUUAUUUAAAAAAGAUAUACCUAUUGUUAGUGAAGAAUUUAUUUUAAGUGGAAUAUCAAAACAAAAACUUGAUUUUGAUUCUUUUUCUUUAUUUCAAAAUGCUACAACAGUUAAAAUAAAUACUGGGAAAUAA